Messenger RNA from Oppiella nova, 360 nucleotides. The record is from the annotation of a GenBank genome assembly. NCBI's taxonomy places the organism in Eukaryota, Metazoa, Arthropoda, Arachnida, Sarcoptiformes, Oppiidae.
GUAUUAGUGGGCUCAGGAGGCCAUUGCAUAUGGAGUUGGCAAAGUUUAGAGCACAUCCUUAAGAAUGUCAGCAUUCAGAGCAUUAGCGGAGCCGCAACAACACCCCCGUCCACGAUCAGAUUGGUGCCGGUUACAAAUGCAGCAUGGUCACUGGCUAGGUAUAGUAUGGAGUCGCCCACGUCCUCGGACACACCUACCCGACCUACCAUGGUCAGAUUUGUAUACGCGUCCAAUAAUUUAUCCGAGACUUCCUGUGUAAUUAUGAAUUACUUGAUGACAUUAACGCGGAUACGUUUGGGUCCCAACUCCGCGGCCAUACAUUUGGUGAACAUAUCCACCGCACACUUCGCCACACUAUAG